Mugil cephalus (flathead mullet) is the source of this 1194-nucleotide messenger RNA. RefSeq names its product caveolin 4b (gene cav4b). The coding region runs from base 192 to 818 and encodes 208 amino acids. Gene Ontology annotation, molecular function: molecular adaptor activity. Gene Ontology annotation, biological process: caveola assembly. Gene Ontology annotation, cellular component: caveola. The transcript is spliced from 4 exons. The record is from RefSeq and is a predicted model, not a curated record. NCBI's taxonomy places the organism in Eukaryota, Metazoa, Chordata, Actinopteri, Mugiliformes, Mugilidae.
GGGGGAACCCACGCUAGCACUCCCGCCGCUCGAGCCUCCCUGCACACACGGGAUAUCAGCUCCGAGGGGACGUUGUGAUGAAACUGUCGAGCAGAUCCCACUGACAUUUUAGAUUAGCGCUCCGCAGGGCUUUCCCUGACCCACCUUUUUUACCCUGGCACGGGAUUAAGAUAUCACUCUAAGCGAGGACGAUGAUGGUGAGCGACGACUGCCUGGUGGAGUGCAGGAUCGACGACAGCGACGACGACGAUGGAGGAGAAGGCCAGAUGAACACUCCUCCUCCUCCGCCGGAGUUUGCAUCCAAAGCCCCGACCCCGGCGCCCAAACCCCCGACGCCUCCGUCGCCCAAAACCCCCACGCCUCCCUCCACGGCCCCUCCCACACCCCACCCAGCGCCCGCCCAGCCUGCGAGCAGGGACCCCUACGGUAUCAACCGGCACCUCAAGGUGGAGGUCAGUGACGUCCUGGCGGAGCCCGCUACGCCCCACACCAUCGACUGCGUGUGGCUUUACAGCAUCGACGCCUUCGAGAGGACUCGUAUCUGGACGUACCGCUGCCUCUCGUUGCUGUUCGCUGUGCCCUUCGCUUUCCUGUGCGGCGUUUUCCUGGCCGUCCUGUCCUGCCUCCACGUCUGGUUUUUGAUACCGUGCAUACAGCUGAGUAACACCUUCGUUCCCUGCCUGAGGUCCUUGUGUAUGUGUGCGGUGAACGUUUUCAUCUCUCCCUUCUGCAUGUCCCUCGCUCUCUGCUGCAGUCAAAUCGUCGUUUCACUGUCAAACAAGGACUGGAGUCAAAUGAAGGACAAAGACGCUGUAUGAAUGGGCGACGUGCUUAGUGACUGAAAAGCUGCGGGAAAAGCUGAAUUUUGUUUAAAUUUGAACAUGUAUUGUUAUUAUUUUUUUUUUAUAGAUCAAUUAGGUGCUACUGUCAAUCCCAUUCAAUAUGUUUUCUACAUGUAAAUCUCUUUAAAACUUCGUUAAAUCCACUAUUGUUGACUGUUAACUAUCCACUGUUAACUAUUUUCAGUGUAUUUCUAAGACAGUACUAUCAGGUUAUUAAUAAAAUAAAUGUCAAAAAAGUUGUUAUUUCAUUUUAUUGGAUCGUUUUUAUUAUUAUUAUUAUUAUUAUUAUUAUAUUUUAUUUAUUUUUUUCAGUUUUAGAAAAGUAGAAUAUGUGAAUGAAUUUUUCAGAUAU